This is a messenger RNA of Micropterus dolomieu (smallmouth bass), 1269 nucleotides long. Its product is annotated as H-2 class II histocompatibility antigen, E-S beta chain-like. Gene Ontology annotation, molecular function: MHC class II protein complex binding. The coding region runs from base 69 to 818 and encodes 249 amino acids. Gene Ontology annotation, cellular component: MHC class II protein complex; membrane. Gene Ontology annotation, biological process: immune response; positive regulation of T cell activation; peptide antigen assembly with MHC class II protein complex. The record is from RefSeq and is a predicted model, not a curated record. The transcript has 6 exons. NCBI's taxonomy places the organism in Eukaryota, Metazoa, Chordata, Actinopteri, Centrarchiformes, Centrarchidae.
CCUUCCUCUGCUUCUUCCAGCAGCUCUCAGUCAGACUCUCUCAGUGUUUGUCAGGUCAACAGAGGAACAUGGCUUCAUCCUUUCUCAGCUUCUCCCUCCUCUUCAUCAGCCUCCACGCAGCAGAUGGGUUUUUGGAAUAUAGAGUGGAUCGCUGUGUGUUUAACUCCACUGACCUGAAGGACAUCGAGUACAUCAGGUCUUAUUAUUUCAACAAAGUGGAGGACGUCAGGUUCAGCAGCAGUGUGGGUCAGUUUGUUGGAUACACUGAGCCUGGACUGAUGUACGCAAAGAACUGGAACAAAGAUGCUUCAUAUAUGGCUCAGCUGAGAGCUGAGAAGGAGAGGUACUGCCUAAACAACGUUGGGAUCGACUACCAGGCUGCUCUGACUAAGUCAGCUGAGCCCUACGUCAGGCUGCGCUCCGAGACGCCCUCUGGUGGUAAACAUCCCUCCAUGUUGGUCUGCAGCGUCUUCGACUUCUACCCCAAACAGAUCAGAGUGGGCUGGCUCAGAGACGGACAGGAAGUCACCUCUGAUGUCACUUCCACUGAUGAGCUGGCAGACGGGGACUGGUACUACCAGGUCCACUCUCACCUGGAGUACACGCCCAGGUCUGGAGAGAAGAUCUCCUGUGUGGUGGAGCACGCCAGCCUGAAGGAACCUCUGGUGACUGACUGGGAUCCGUCCCUGCCUGAGUCUGAGAGAAACAAGAUCGCCAUCGGAGCCUCAGGACUGAUCCUGGGUCUGAUCUUAUCUCUGGCUGGAUUCAUCUACUACAAGAGGAAGGCCCGAGGGAGGAUUCUGGUCCCUACUAACUGAGCCUAGAUCCUGAUACUGGACCUGGACCUGAACGUGAACCCGGUCCUGCAGCUGAUAAAGCAGCUGCUGCUUCUUCAAACUGCUUCCUGUGUUUCAUCUCAGCAGACUGUCAGUGCUGCCACCUGCUGGACUGGAUGAACACCUGAUUCACUGCUGGUCUAAACCCUGAUCCAGGACUGUGCAUCCACAGUCUUGUUAAACUUUCUGAGGCCUGUAAAGGUCACACCCAAAUUAGGACUGAUACAUACAAUCCUGGAUGAGGGUUAGUCUGGACUCUGCCUCCUCUGAUCUGAUGCUUUACUGUGUGAAAUCAAUAUUUACAGCCACUAACUGAUGUUAUCUCUGAUUUAAGAUGAUGUAACCAAUUAUUUUAAUUAAGACUGAUUGUUAGAUUUGUAUAUUUCUGCUGGAGUGAAAUAUUUUAACUACAAUAAACCACCAGGAGACAGAG